Molecule: messenger RNA, 1137 nt
Organism: Anastrepha obliqua
Lineage: Eukaryota; Metazoa; Arthropoda; Insecta; Diptera; Tephritidae
Gene: eIF2Balpha
Product: translation initiation factor eIF-2B subunit alpha
Exons: 5
Coding region: 87-1010 (307 amino acids)
Biological process (GO): translational initiation
Cellular component (GO): eukaryotic translation initiation factor 2B complex
Molecular function (GO): guanyl-nucleotide exchange factor activity; translation initiation factor activity
Source: RefSeq, a predicted model, not a curated record
AACGUCAACGAAAGUGCCUGAUUAUUUGGUGAAAUUUAUUAAAAAACACUAAACCUAACUUAUUUUAUCUUAAAAUAAGAGCAAAAAUGGCAGCCAAUGGUGACCAAAAGAUUGAAGAAGCUGUGGAAGUGCGCAAUUAUUUCCUAAAACUGCUGGAGCGGGACAAGGACAUGUCAUCGGGCACAGCUGCAAUUAAAACCUUGCUGAUGAUUCUGGAAAGCAAACAAUUCGACACCAUUCACAUUCUCCAUACGACAAUGCGUGACGCUGUGGCGGCAAUGCGCAACACAGACCUCUCAAUAGCGGCUGUAGUGUCUGGCGGCGAACUCUUUUGUCGCUCCAUUACACUAAGUUUGGACGACAAAGACAUGGAGGAAUGUAGAAAAAUCAUGGUACAUCGUGGUAAAAUAUUUUUGUCGAAGCUGGAGAACUCUCGCAAUGUGAUUUCCCAACAGGCGAAGAAAUUUGUUACUGAUGGCUGUCGCGUACUAACACAUUCACGUUCUCGUGUUGUGUUAAAAGCGCUUAUAACUGCAGCAAAAAAUAAGGAGUUUCAGGUUUAUGUGGCACAAGGCGGGCCUGGCAAUUCAGGCGCUCAAAUGGUAGCCGAUUUAGAACGAGCCGGAAUUAGCAGUACGUUGAUUUUGGAUUCUGCAAUAGGCUAUGUUAUGGAAUCAAUGGACUUUGUAAUGGUAGGCGCUGAAGCGGUGGUUGAAAGCGGUGGAAUUAUAAACAGAAUCGGCUCCUUCACCAUGGGACUCUGUGCGCGCGAAAUGAAAAAGCCAUUCUAUGUUUUGGCUGAAAGUUUUAAGUUUACUCGACUCUACCCACUAAAUCAGCGCGAUUUACCCGAUGAAUAUAAGUAUUCACGCAAGCACCUGCUCGAUGUGUCUAAAGUUCAUCCACAGGUGGAUUACACCCCACCCGCCUACAUCACUUUAUUGUUCACCGAUUUGGGUAUUCUAACGCCCUCUGCUGUUAGUGAUGAAUUGAUUAAGCUCUAUAUGUAAAAUACUAGAAUAGAUUGAAGACUGCGCGAAUCAGUCACAAUAAUGCUAAUCAGACUUCUAUAAUUAUUCAUAAUAUUUUCAACAGUUCUAGAUUAAAUAUAAAUAUUUCUUUUUCACUACCACGUUA